UUAUCAUUGACUCGAACUUUCGAGGACAGGUGGCAUUAACAGUGUACUCGCCACGCUUGCGUAAAAGCGUCUCUUUUCGGCGUAUGCCGUUUCCUUUUCCGUUCGGAUUCUGAUACAGAAUCAAAAUGGUACAGCGACUAACCUAUCGACGACGCUUGUCGUACAACACAAAAAGCAACAGAAGGCGUGUCGUACGCACGCCAGGUGGCAAAUUAGUCUAUCAAUACCUGAAGAAACCUAAGAAGAUCCCCAGAUGUGGGCAAUGCAAAGAUAAGCUUAGAGGUAUUCAGCCUGCAAGACCUAUGGAGCGUUCACGUAUGUGUAGACGCAAAAAGACUGUCAAACGUGUCUACGGUGGAGUGCUUUGCCAUAAAUGUGUAAAAGAAAGGAUUGUGCGUGCUUUUUUGAUCGAGGAACAAAAGAUCGUGUAUAAGGUUAUGAAAGCACAGCAAGCUUCGGCAAAAACGAAAAAAGCAGAGAAGUAAUCCUGUGCAUCUUAUUAAUUAAAUAAAAUAUAAUAAAAUGCAAAACUGCUGUUGCCUACAUUAUUACGGUAUGUUUCGUUUAUUAUAACUUGUAUUUUGACUUUGUCUCUGUGAACAAAUUCCACGACAUUUAUAUAGUAA
Solenopsis invicta (red fire ant) is the source of this 626-nucleotide messenger RNA. Its product is annotated as 60S ribosomal protein L34. The transcript has 4 exons. The record is from RefSeq and is a predicted model, not a curated record. Gene Ontology annotation, molecular function: structural constituent of ribosome. Lineage: Eukaryota; Metazoa; Arthropoda; Insecta; Hymenoptera; Formicidae. Gene Ontology annotation, cellular component: ribosome. Gene Ontology annotation, biological process: translation. Bases 126 to 485 code for a protein of 119 amino acids.